AUGAAGACCAGUUUUGUGGUAGUGUGCAUGUUGGCGGUGGCCUUCCGGCUAGCCGCCGCCGUCGUGGUGCCGGCGGCGGCGCCGUACGCGUUGAAGGUGGGUUACUACAACAGCAAGUGCGGCAACUCCAGCGUGGAGUCCAUCGUGAACGAGACUGUGACGGCCUACCUCGACGCCGACAACUCCAAGGGCGCCGCCCUCCUGCGCCUCUUCUUCCACGACUGCUUCGUUAGGGGUUGUGAUGCCUCGAUCCUUCUUGAUAAAUCGGAUGUAAUUACUUCCCCCGAGAAGGCGGCCGGCGCAAACAUCGGCAUCGCCGGACUCGACGUGAUCGACGCGAUCAAGGCCAAGCUCGAGGCCGCGUGCCCCGGCGUCGUCUCCUGCGCCGACAUCGUCGUGUUCGCGGGCCGCGACGCGACGAGGUACAUGAGCAAGGGGAACGUCUACUUCGACGUGCCGGCGGGCCGCAAGGACGGCCUCGUCUCGUCCUCCGCGGAGGCGGACAGCACGCUCCCGGACUCCAAGGCCGACGUCGCGGAGCUCGUCGCCGGCUUCACGGCUAAGGGGUUCACCCCGGAGGAGCUCGUCAUCCUCUCCGGCGCGCACUCCAUCGGCAAGGCGCACUGCUCCUCCUUCAAGGACCGCCUCACCGCGCCGUCGUCCGAGAUCAACGCCAGCUACCGCGACGACGUCCUCAACAAGAUCUGCGCGUCGGCGGCGAAGGCGAACCCCACCGCGGCGAACAACAUCCGCGACAUCGACGCGGCGACGCUGGGGAGCCAGCUGCAGGGCUACGUCGUCCCGGCCGUCGGCGGCGACUACCUGGACAACAGCUACUACAAGAACAACAAGAACAACGUGGUGCUGUUCCACUCCGACUGGGCGCUCGUCGCCCAGAGCUCCACGCUCAAGCACGUCAACGAGUACGCCGCCAACGGCACGCUCUGGAACAGCGACUUCACCAGCGCGCUCGUCAAGCUCAGCCAGCUGGCCAUGCCGGCGGGGAGCCUCGGCCAGGUCAGGAUGUCGUGCCGCGCCAUCAACGACUAA
Molecule: messenger RNA, 1050 nt
Organism: Oryza brachyantha (malo sina)
Lineage: Eukaryota; Viridiplantae; Streptophyta; Magnoliopsida; Poales; Poaceae
Product: peroxidase 2-like
Exons: 2
Coding region: 1-1050 (349 amino acids)
Biological process (GO): response to oxidative stress; hydrogen peroxide catabolic process
Cellular component (GO): plasmodesma; plant-type cell wall
Molecular function (GO): peroxidase activity; heme binding
Source: RefSeq, a predicted model, not a curated record